Molecule: messenger RNA, 1304 nt
Organism: Saccostrea cuccullata (small rock oyster)
Lineage: Eukaryota; Metazoa; Mollusca; Bivalvia; Ostreida; Ostreidae
Exons: 9
Cellular component (GO): membrane
Molecular function (GO): ligand-gated monoatomic ion channel activity
Source: RefSeq, a predicted model, not a curated record
GGUUUUGUUAAAGUGAUGUUAUGACUGUGUUUCUUGUCGCCAUUUUGUCAAUAUCUUCAUUGACGUCUGCUCAGCCUUUUCCAUUUCAUAUGGAUAUCCUUGCAGAUGAAGACGAAGCUGAGCGUAUCUAUAACAUCACAAAUGAAUUCUUUAAUUCCACUCGCCUUGGAGUGUGGGCAUCUAUGGAUAUAAGUCCAGUCACUUUUGUCGUAAACACGAAAAAUGAAACUCCUGGCAUUUAUAGUUUCACUGAGAAAAACAGUUCUUCCUCGUCAUAUAUUGAUAUGAAAAGAAAUCCCUCCGAUCUGUUGUGCAUAUUAGCAAAAAGCAUAGGUGUAGCUUAUAUUCGGACUCGCCCUGGAAGGUCCAGUAUUUGUCGGCCGAGCAUACAGAUAAGACCAACAGUGACCGAAUACAUGGACAUUGCCCAUCAGAUCUACAAGUAUAAUGAUAGUGAAUUCACAUCAGUCGUUUAUAUUACGGACCACAUGUAUGAUUUCGAUCUUAGCAUUUUUCAAAAGAGAUUCAAUUCCACCUUGAAGAUGAUGAUGUUUACAAUUCAUAAUAGCAGUGUGCCAUCUCAAGUAAAGCAGUUUGUCACGGAUGGCAACACAGAUUCUUUCAUCAUGUUUGCAUCUGGUGCCGUUAUAAGGAAUAUGUUACAAAUUCUUUCAAACCUGAAGAAUUUAACAGUGACAAGGACAGAUAACUGGGUGAUGAUACCAUCAGACGAAACAGAAUGUCCGGAUAUUUUGGGUUUGAAUUUCUCAGUCGUGUGUCUUCGACACGAUUUCGUUAAAGAUCCUGAUGUCACCGUCGACUUAAGAUAUGUGGAUGACGCAUUAUUGUGGAGAAGUCUCCAAUUACUUGAGAAAAAUAUCAAAGCUUUAUCCCUCCCUUCGGUACCUACUGAGACGCCAGCUUUGCGGCACCUGGCAUGGCAUGUUUACAAUGCAACUAAAGAAAUUAAAUUGGACGACGAUUUAAUGAGGAUCGAUAAAAUACGAACAAAAGCAAAAAUAGGAACAUGGACUCGGUCUACAGACGUGGUUUUGACUACACAACCUUUCGCCUUCACCCAUGCAUCAUUAUUAACAGUCAUCACUAUCCAUGAGCCACCAUUUGUAGUAAAAGUUGUGAACAAGAGUGGGACUUUCUUUCAAGGCUACACCAUUGAUGUUCUAGAUAAGAUUGCUGAGGAGGUAGGAUUCACGUACCUGAUCCGUGAAGCACGUGACAAUCUGUACGGUCUAGCUCUCCCGGAUGGUUCUUGGACGGGACUCAUAGGAGAGGUCCAAAGAGGG